AAAGAAAUGGACCCGAUCCCUCGCCCCCCGUCUCCGCUCCCCCCAAAUCGUCCCCCGGAUUUGACCCCUUUCUCCGCCGAUUCGUGACAGCCCCCCCACCCCUCGGUUUCCGCUCGGGCCCCAGCGAGCUGGUCGAGGGAUGGGGUACCUCAGCACCGUCAUCGGCCACCCCACCGACGGAUCGCCCGUCAGCGGCGGCGGCCUCAGCCAGAAUAGUAAGUUUAGCUAUGGUUAUGCGAGCUCCCUGGGUAAAAGGGCUUCCAUGGAAGACUUUUAUGAGACAAGAAUUGAAAGUGUCGAUGGGCAGCUUAUUGGUUUAUUUGGAGUUUUUGAUGGUCAUGGUGGUGCUAAAGUAGCAGAGUAUGUGAAACACAACCUCUUCAGUCAUCUUCUUAGGCAUCCAAAGUUCAUGAGUGACACAAAAGUGGCUAUAGAUGAUUCUUAUAAAAGUACCGACAGUGAGUUCUUGGAAUCUGACAGUACUCAAAACCAGUGUGGGUCAACCGCAUCAACUGCUGUACUUGUUGGUGAUCGUCUCUUUGUCGCAAAUGUUGGAGACUCGAGGGCUAUCAUAUGCAGGGCAGGAAAUGCUGUGCCUGUUUCGAAAGAUCACAAGCCUGAUCAGACAGAUGAGCGGCAACGUAUUGAAGAAGCUGGAGGUUUUGUUAUGUGGGCAGGAACAUGGCGCGUUGGUGGUGUACUUGCUGUUUCUCGUGCUUUUGGUGACAAGCUCUUAAAGCAAUAUGUAGUUGUGGAUCCAGAGAUCCGGGAGGAAAUCGUUGAUGAGUCCCUGGAGUUUCUCAUCCUUGCAAGCGAUGGACUUUGGGAUGUGGUCUCUAACGAGGAGGCUGUCGACAUGACCCGGUCGAUACAAGACCCAGAGGAAGCUGCGAAGAGGCUCUUGCAGGAGGCCUACAAGCGGGAGAGCAGCGACAACAUAACCUGCGUCGUUGUGCGCUUCUUCCAUGGUCAAGGGAGUAGCGGGCCUGCUUAAAGCAGGUGCGAAGAGUUACUCACAAGUGGCCGUUGUACUGUGAUGACAUACGUACAUGCCUUGAUUGAUUCUCCCAGGUUUAAACGGACAGAAACUGGAAGUAGGAUACGUGUACUCUGAUGUGAGAACAAAAGUUUAGGAACCAGUGUGCCUUAGGGCUUAGGUUUAACAAUAAAUUUGCUGGUGAUGAUCGUGGUUUCGUAGUGGAUGGUGUUGGAUCUGACGACUGUGUUGUAUCUUGUUGCGGAUUGCCAAACCAUGUGUGAGUGUGAUGUAGUAAUAUCCAUAACUCUCCAGGUAAAGUGACUAUUGUUGUAAUGAAACUGAGGAAUGACAAGUAUAAUUGAGUUGCUGGAUAGAUCUUAA
Messenger RNA from Hordeum vulgare subsp. vulgare (domesticated barley), 1360 nucleotides. Its product is annotated as probable protein phosphatase 2C 45. Gene Ontology annotation, biological process: protein dephosphorylation. Gene Ontology annotation, molecular function: protein serine/threonine phosphatase activity; cation binding. Lineage: Eukaryota; Viridiplantae; Streptophyta; Magnoliopsida; Poales; Poaceae. The transcript is spliced from 8 exons. Gene Ontology annotation, cellular component: cytosol; nucleus. The coding region runs from base 140 to 994 and encodes 284 amino acids. The record is from RefSeq and is a predicted model, not a curated record.